CCAGAAUUGGGCGUGUUUCGUUCGUUCAACAGUUUUAAUUUAAUUUUCUGUAUUUUCUGUGUUUUCUGUACAAGUUUAUGUGUUAACGAACAAUGAAGAACCUCAACGUUGUGCUGUACUUUGGUACAGUUGCAAUAUAUUUCUUUUCUCUUUGUUCAGGACAAUAUUAUUUCGAGGAAGAGAAGGUAGUCAAGAGCAACAUCGUGUGGUGCGCGACGAGCUUGGAGGAAGUCUACAAAUGCCAGAAUUUCACCAAAGCCCUAGAACGCGAUGUGGCUCUUUUCAAUGAUUACUUCCUGAACGUUACCUGCCACCACGGGUAUGACCACGAUGAAUGUAUGACGCUGAUCAACGAUCGGAAGGCCGACGUGAUGACGCUGGACGCCGGAGAAGUAUUCAGUGGCGGUCGAUUCCACUCGCUGAUACCUCUCAUGCAGGAAGGCUACGAAGGUGGCUUUACUCAGUUCCAUGCAGUGGCGGUCAUCAAGAAAGGUUCGCUUCAAGAUGUCACCAACUUAAGGCACCUGCGAGGCAAGAAAGCCUGCUUUGCCUGGGUGGGCAGUCAAGCAGGCUGGACUAUCCCGAUUCAUACGCUGCAACGCGAAGGAGGAAUGGUUAUCACCGAUUGCAACAACAUUGUCAAAACGGCGACCGACUUUUUUGGACCUUCUUGUGCCGUUAAUUCGUUGAUAGACAAGUACAAUCCCAUCGGAGAUAAUUCAAACAAUCUAUGCUCGCUGUGCACUGGAGUGGUGCCAGGUGGCAAGUGUACUCCUACCGACCCGUACGCUGGUUAUGAAGGAGCUUUUCGCUGUCUUGUUGAAGCCGGAGAUAUUGCGUUCGUCAAGCACACGACCGUGCAGGAAAUGGUAGACAGUGGCUUCAUACCCGGUGUAACCGUGGAUCAGUUUGAGCUAUUAUGCAGAGAUGGAUCCCGCCAGCCAAUCUCCCAGUAUCGCCAGUGUGAAUGGAGCAGCGUACCAUCUCAUGCGAUGGUUGUUUCAAGUGCUACCACGAAAUCUGAAAGACGAAGAAUUAAAAAGUUCUUUACGCAAGCGGUCAAUUUGUACGGAUCGAAGCAACGACGAAACAAUGCCACCUCGAUCUACGAUCGGCCGAAUGAUCAAUACAAUCCUUACCAGAGCCGUUUCACCACCGCUUCGACAACCACAUAUUCACCGUACAACGAUGCUUUGGAACGCAACGAGACGCAACCGUACGAGUCGUUUGAUUUGUUUGAAUCGAAGCGGUAUGGCAGACGCCUCAAUCUUAUGUUUGAAGACACAGCCCGUCACCUGGUCCCGAUCGACGAUGAUAAGCAAAAUUAUCAAAAGUUUCUCGGCAAAUCUCUAGAGCAAAUUUACGACACCAAAACCUGCCCCGUUGGCCGCAUGAUGCUGUGCGUGACAUCUGACGCAGAGUACGAAAAGUGUAUUAAAAUGCGUACCGCCCUGAAAUCACAAUUGAUCAAACCAGAUAUGUUGUGUUUAAAAGCACAUUCUCACAUUACCUGUAUGCAGCACAUCCAAUCGGGUACAGCCGAUGUAGCCGUAUUUGAUGCCAGCGACGUUUACACCGCCGGACUGCACUAUGAUCUAAUGCCCUUCAUGUCGGAGGUUUAUGAUCUCGGCCUGCCAGAGUAUUACGUAGUGGCCGUUGCGAAGGAAGAAGAUCCGGACACGGAACUCACCUACCUACGAGGAAAAUACACGUGCCAUUCAGGUAUUAAUACGGCGGCCGGAUGGGUCUACCCGAUGGCCUAUCUAAUAUCCAAUGGUUGGAUUCGACCAUACGGUUGCGAUAGUAUUCGGGCGGCUGCAGAAUAUUUUACUAAAUCAUGCGUUCCCGGUGCGAUAAGCAAGGAGUACAAUACGGGCAUUCCUUACGAUAACAUGUGCGAUCUGUGUCACGGAAAUAGCUUCCGCUACUGUCGGCGCGAUGCAUCAGAGGAUUACUAUGGCAAUACGGGUGCUUUCCGCUGUUUGGUGGAAGGAGGCGGACACGUUGCAUUUGUACGGCACACAACCGUUAUAGAAAACACUGGCGGAAAGAAAAAAGAAUGGUGGGCCCGGGAUGCCUUCCCAGAUGACUACGAGCUGCUCUGCCCCGAUGGUACGCGUGCAGAGGUGAACGAAUACAAAAAGUGCAACUUGGGUGUGGUCAAAGCGAAUGCAAUCGUGGCUCGUGGUGGACGAGGAUAUAACGGCACGGAAAUGAGCGCUUAUAUCAAUCUCUUUACCUACGCUCAACAGUUUUACGGAAGAAAGUUCUCUGAUGAAUUCAGUUUCAGCAUGUUCUACUCGCCUCCCCCUUAUCAUGACCUUAUUUUCUCAGACGCCACCAGAGGCUUACGGGUGGUUGAUUCAGACAAGCGAUGGUUCGAUGCAUAUCUAGGACCGAACUUUUUACGUGCACGUCGCAUCACGGACUGUCAUGCUGGUGCUGUGGCUUUGAAAAUAAGUGCCUUAUAUAGCGCAUUGCUAUGCGUAGGAGCAUGGUCCUUGUAUAGGAAUAUUAUGUAGGAAUUCAACGAUUCUAAACUCGAUAAGAACAGAUCCGUCCAAUAGAGAUCAUACAUACGCAACAGAUCCGUCCGAAAAGAGAUCAUGAAUGUAUGCUGUUAUUAUACGAUAAGCCAAGAAAAGAAUCUCUUAAGUAUUCUUGUAACAUUCCAUUUUUUCGCCGUUGUAAUUUUAACCAUUUACAUUUUUUGCAUUCAUACGGAUAAGCAGUAGUUGUCACGAAUAAUGGAAUGCUUAUCGUUCAGCGAAUCAAAGUGCAGCUUACAAAACCCUCAUCAAUUUACGUGUAAAUUGUUUAGGCAGUAUAGUACAAUAUUGAUAGCACACAUUGCCAGGAGUUACAUUUUUUUAUAGUGCAAAGGUUGACCGAAUUGACGAAUAUGACGAUUGAAUAAAUUCUACAUGAUUUUAAU
Messenger RNA from Anopheles darlingi, 2935 nucleotides. It is a transcript of the gene Tsf2, whose product is annotated as melanotransferrin. Gene Ontology annotation, biological process: iron ion transport. Lineage: Eukaryota; Metazoa; Arthropoda; Insecta; Diptera; Culicidae. The record is from RefSeq and is a predicted model, not a curated record. The coding region runs from base 93 to 2522 and encodes 809 amino acids. Gene Ontology annotation, cellular component: plasma membrane; early endosome; recycling endosome. The transcript has 4 exons.